AUGCACAUAUACCUCUUUACGAAGUUACUAGCUGAAAAUGGCCGAUUGAAUUUGCUGGACAGCAUCCUGAAAUCCUUCGAUUCGAUCAUGCGAGCCCAUCGGGGCGAGUUAUCUGUUGAAGUGAUCACUGCCGAGCCUCUCAGUAAGAAACACGAAACAGCGUUACGAGAUGCUCUGAAGAAGCUAGCGAAACCGGGACAAAGUCUGCAAAUUGAAAUGACCGUGAAACCAAGCAUCCUUGGUGGUAUGAUGGUCAGUAUUGGUGAUAAAUUCAUCGACAUGAGUAUUGGUACCCAAUUCAAGAAGUUCGAGGAAUUGCUGCGAAGCGCCGCAUGA
Molecule: messenger RNA, 336 nt
Organism: Gongylonema pulchrum
Lineage: Eukaryota; Metazoa; Nematoda; Chromadorea; Rhabditida; Gongylonematidae
Source: the annotation of a GenBank genome assembly